Messenger RNA from Prosopis cineraria, 2107 nucleotides. RefSeq names its product trehalose-phosphate phosphatase A. The record is from RefSeq and is a predicted model, not a curated record. Gene Ontology annotation, biological process: trehalose biosynthetic process. Lineage: Eukaryota; Viridiplantae; Streptophyta; Magnoliopsida; Fabales; Fabaceae. Gene Ontology annotation, molecular function: trehalose-phosphatase activity. The coding region runs from base 647 to 1810 and encodes 387 amino acids. The transcript has 12 exons.
UCUUCUCUUUGCCUCCAUUGCUUUCUUGCUGUUUCCUUCUUCGCUCUUUCACAGAUUUGCCGCUUCAUUGUCUUCCUCGCUCACACGGUUCCUCCUUCCUUUUAAGCUCUCAGCUUCAUUCUCAUUUUCGUAGUUCUUGCUCUUAAUAGGCCUACGCAUUACCUUCAUCUCUCUCUCUCUCUCUCUCUCUCUGUUUGGCCUCUGGGAAAUUACUGAGAAAAGAGAUACUGUAGCUGAAAUAUCCUACCAACCAGUCAGGGAAUCUACUCUUUCUGGUUUCUCUGUUAUUCUGUUGGCUGGCCGCUGCCGAAUUGUACAUCGGCUCCUGCUUUACUAGGUAUCAGCCUUGUUACUGGUUUGUUUCCGUUUCUGAGAAUUUGGCUCCUGGAAUCUGCAUUCUGAGGAUUAUGAGUUUUCUCAUUUCCUUGUUCCUCUGUUUGGAGCUUGUAUAUUAGGAACUUGGCAGUUGAUGGACUGUUACCCCAAGAGUAGUGACAGGAAAACAUUGAAGAAGUGGUUUUUUAUUGAUAAAAGAGUUGGUUGAAGUGAAAAUUUGAUAUUGGCUCAAUUGGUGAUCAAUACUCGAUACUCUAUUAAUAUCUGAAAUUCCUGCUGCUCUAUAAAUUAAUCUACAAACCUGGAUCCAAUGGACCUGAAGUCGAAUCACACUCCUGUUCUUACUGAUGCCGCGCCCAUAACGAAAUCAAGAUUGAGGGUGCCUUCCAGUCUGUUGCCUUAUUCUCCUACAGGGGCAGCUUUUCCACCUGGCCGGCCUCUGACAAUUCCUUGGAAGAAGACAGGACUUCUUGAUGAUGUUCGUUCAAGUGGUUGGCUGGAUGCCAUGAAAUCAUCUUCUCCUACAGCCAAGAAGAUAACAAAGGAUAUCAACCAUGGUUUUGCAUCAUCUGAUGCUGAUAGUGCUUACUGUACCUGGCUGUUAAAGUAUCCGUCAGCACUUACUUCUUUUGAGCAAAUUACAAACUAUGCAAAAGGCAAGAGAAUAGCAUUGUUUUUGGAUUAUGAUGGAACUCUUUCACCAAUUGUGGAUAAUCCUGAAUGUGCUUUCAUGUCCGACAAUAUGCGUGCUGCUGUCAAAAAAGUGGCAGAACUUUUUCCCACUGCAAUAAUUAGUGGAAGAAGCCGUGACAAGGUAUAUGAAUUUGUAGGACUAACUGAACUCUAUUAUGCUGGUAGCCACGGGAUGGACAUCAUUGGUCCUGUUAGACAAUCUGUAUCUGAUAACCAUCCUAAUUGCAUUAGGUCUACUGACAAUCAGGGAAAGGAAGUUAAUUUAUUCCAAACUGCUGCUGAAUUCUUGCCCAUGAUUGAUGAGGUGAUGAGUUCCCUUAUUGAAUGUACAAAAGAUAUAAAAGGAGCAAAAGUUGAGAACAAUAAAUUUUGUGUCUCUGUGCACUACCGCAAUGUAGAGGAGAAGAACUGGCAUAUAGUGGGGCAAAGAGUCACUGAUAUUCUAAAGGACUAUCCGCGUUUGCGACUAACCCAUGGGCGCAAGGUUUUAGAGGUCCGACCAGUGAUCAAUUGGGAUAAGGGGAAAGCUGUGACAUUUUUACUUGAGUCACUUGGGCUUAACAACUGUGAUGAUGUGCUCCCUAUAUAUGUUGGAGAUGAUCGGACCGAUGAAGAUGCUUUUAAGGUUUUGAAGGAGGGACAUAAAGGUUAUGGCAUCUUAGUUGCUUCAGCACCAAAGGAAAGUAAUGCAGUCUACUCUCUUCAUGAUCCAUCAGAGGUCAUGGAAUUUCUCAAGUCUCUUGUGGUUUGGAAGUCAGGCCUCCUUAAAAGCUACAUAUAGGUUUAUAGAAGAGAAUAUAUACUCUACUACGUAUAUCUAAUAAAGAUAGCUUUAUGUUUCAAGAUUUUUGGGUUUCCAAGGAAGUAUUAUUCCAGGAGGUUUCUUGGAGUAGACGAUUUCCUCACAGAAGCCUCUCAUGGAAGCAUAGUCUCUACCUAGCUAACUUCUUGUUUUUGCUCAAAGCUCCUUUGGUAACUGUAAAUUCUUGGCUCAUAAUUAUUUCAUAAAGUAUUACAGAAAAAUAUGUGCUGAGGGUAAUUUCUUAUCAGAGUAUAUUAAUAUGUUUCAUUUCAUCUC